This is a messenger RNA of Arxiozyma heterogenica, 3927 nucleotides long. RefSeq lists its product as uncharacterized. The transcript has a single exon. Gene Ontology annotation, biological process: DNA integration. The record is from RefSeq and is a predicted model, not a curated record. Bases 1 to 3927 code for a protein of 1308 amino acids. Lineage: Eukaryota; Fungi; Ascomycota; Saccharomycetes; Saccharomycetales; Saccharomycetaceae. Gene Ontology annotation, molecular function: nucleic acid binding.
AUGUUUUGCGAGUUAGUUGAAGGAGAUGAGAAUGAGUUUGGGGUUAUCGAAGGCAUUGGAGGUAAAACUGCUAUUAAAGGUAUUGGUACAGUACAACUAGGACAUGUCACAUUAUACAAUGUGGCAUAUGUUCCUGAUGGCAACGUAAACUUGAUUUCUGUCAAAAUGGCUUCUUCUAAAUCAAACAUGAAAUUUAUAUUUGACAAAACAAAGGUAUAUACAAUUAAAAAUAAUAAAAUUACUCAAGUUGGUGAAAUGAGAAAUCAACUUUAUGUUUUUAUGCCCAACAAUAAAGAAACAAAAACGAUGAACAAACCACUUGAUUAUGCUUUUAUUUCGUAUGACCAUUCUGUUUUGCCAUCUCCAAAGGCAAAUAUUCCAGAUGCCAUUAAAUGGCAUGCUAGAGUAGGACAUCCAGGUUUAGCUAAUUAUAAUCGAUUGGCAAAUCGAAUUGACUUGCCCAUUAUGGAAGCUGAUAAACACUCGUUGUGUCCCACUUGUUCCCUUUCAAAAGGGGUGAUGAAAAAAGGAAAAAUUUCUGACACACAAUAUACGAGCCCUUUACAGCUGCUACAAGUUGACAUUUGUGGUCAAUUUAGGUAUACUAAUUUUUCUGAUAGUAAAUAUUUUUUGACUAUCCGGGAUGCCUACUCAAGAUAUUAUUCCGUAAUUCAUUUAGCAUCGAAAUCAGCUGCAUGUGAUAAGCUGAUUGAAUGGAUCUUAGAAACUGAGAAUCAUUUCAAGUCAAGAGGGGGAUUUAAGGUGGGUGCCAUUCGCACAGAUAAUGGACGUGAAUUUAUGUCUAGUAAAUUUCAUAAUUUCUGUAAAAGCAAUGGAAUUUCCCAUCAAUUAACUGUUCCAUACAAUAGUUUUCAAAAUGGAGCAGUUGAGAGAUCUCAUCGCUCGAUUGAAGAAAAAACAAGAUGCCUUUUAAUCGGAGGCAAGGUACCUCCUUCUAUGUGGACAGAGGCUGUAAGUACUGCUGUAUAUCUCUUAAAUAGGUUACCAGUAUCUAAUAAAAAUUAUUCUAUCCCUUACUGUCUCUGGAACAAUAUUCAAACAGAAAAUCUAGAUUUAUCACAUCUACGUAUAUUUGGAUGUGCUGCAUAUGCUACAUUACCUCAUCAAUUACGUGACGGGAAAUUUGCUCCUACUAGUGUAAAAUGUGUGUUUGUUGGAUAUGACUCCAAACACAAAGCAUACCGUCUCUAUCAUCCUCCUUCUAAGAAAAUUUUUGUAUCAAACCAAGUUCGCUUUGAUGAACUUGAUUUCCCACUUGCAGGUACCAAAGAAGUUGAAGUGGCUCAUACAUUUGCCACUGGUACUUUAGGUGGUGUCCCAGUUUAUCCUUCAUCUACUGAUAUUUUCAAAACUUCAUCUUCUGAAAUACAAACGUCAAAUUAUUAUCCUGAAACUACUGAUUAUCCUAUAUAUGAAAACAACUUAGAAAAUGAAUUAACCACCAUACAUGGUGAUGAGGUUCUAGAUCAAGGUACUAGUCGAUACUCCACUCCGUAUCUAUCAUCUGUUGAUUCUGAUUCUUUUAUGUCCAGAGUUGAUUCAUCUGACAAUGAUAAGCACGAAUAUGACUCUUCUUCCCCUGAUGAAUAUGAACUACCAUCUACUUCCUUCUCUUCUUCUCCUAUUUCUACGACUUCUGACUGUGAAAAUUUUACUUUCAACAACCUUGAUUCAUCCUCUAUAAACAAUGAGUCAACCGCCUCAUUCUCCUCACAUAAUUCUAAUCAAAUAAACAAGAAGGAAGCAGAAGAACUAUCAUCAAUUGCUUCAUCCUCUGAUACUGACUCUUCAACUACUCCAACAGCUGUUCCAGUAACUACUCAACAAUUAACAUCUACCAUUGAUGAUACCCACUCCGACACAUCUUCUCCUAAUCUACAAUCCAAAUCCUUAUCAACUGAUAAUUCACCGGUUUAUAACUUAGAAGACUUAGAUCCCCAUAAACCAUUAAAAAAUAGUAAAAUUGAAUUAGCUGACAAUAUUUCCGCCCCUAUCACCACACAUGUUAGCAAGUUGAAUGGCCAAACAUCCUCAAUUGUUAAUCAUAACAAGUUAGGUCCUAUUCCUGCUUCUGAAUUCUACUUAAAUCAUCAAAUUGAGAAACACCAUCCAAAGUGGGAUUCUAAUCCAAUUAGUCCUGGUAAAAUUGGUACCCCUGCUGUUGAGGCUGUUAAUAUUGACUCCGGCAGUUUUGUUCCUAUGAACUCCAUGGAUGGUCUCACCCAACUCAUUAGAACACCGGUAUUCCCUUCUUCUCAAUCAUCUGGCUCUGAUGAUAACUCUUCACAUCACAUAGCCUUGACUGCGUUGGUACAUGGCAUGUCCUUUACGUCUACCACUACUUCUGUCCCAAAUACAUUCAACCAGGCAAUGAGUUCAUCAGAUAAAGAUAAAUGGUAUCAAGCCUGUCUGAAAGAACUUCAAGCUUUUAAAGAUCAUGAUACAUAUAGGUUGACUCCUCUCCCUCCUGGUCGUCGUGCCUUGGGGUCUCGUUGGGUGUUUAACAUUAAGGACGGAAAUCGGUUUAAAGCUCGUUUAGUGGCUCAAGGACACACUCAAAAAGCUGGCAUCGACUAUCAAGAAACCUUUGCUCCUGUGGUGCGGUAUGAUUCUGUCCGUAUCUUUCUUGCUAUCUCUGCUCUCCUUAAUCUCCGUGUUCACCAAAUGGAUGUAGACACUGCCUUCUUAAAUUCCAAAAUGGAAGAGCCGGUUUACGUUCGUCAACCUCCAGGUUUUGUUGAUCCUGUGCAUCCCAAUCACGUGUGGCAGCUUUACGGGGGUAUGUACGGAUUAAAGCAAGCCCCACUACUAUGGAACACGCAUAUUCAUAAAACAUUAUCUAGGAGAGGAUUUACUCGUCAUGAUGGAGAAUAUGGUAUUUAUUUUAAAAAUGUAGACAACUUUAAAGUAUUGAUUGCACUUUAUGUUGAUGACCUUUUAAUUGCUGCUCCAAAUAAAGAUAUUAUGAACUCUGUGAAAGCAGGGUUAAACGAAACUUAUUCCAUGAAAGAUCUUGGCCCUGUUUCUAAAUUUUUGGGAAUGAAUGUUUACCAAGAUAACCUGAACAAUAUAACCAUCUCAAUGGAGGACUAUAUUACCAAAGCUGCUCAGAGCUGUCAAAUAGACUUAAAUAAAAAUGUGGAAUUUCCAUUAUCUAACACAGCCAAUUACUUUGACACAGAAUCUCCAGCAAUUGCCAAUAUCACUGAAUACCAAAGUAUUGUAGGCCAGUUGCUAUUUGUUAGCAACGUUGGACGGCCUGAUGUAGCUCACUCUGUUCAACUACUAUCACGGUUCCUCAAAGAUCCUAGAGAGGUGCAUUUAAAAGGUGCUUACAGAGUUAUGCAAUAUUUAUAUAAAACCAAAAAACUAGGAUUGUCUUAUAAUACAAGAUCCAAUAAAUAUCUUGAAGGAUUCUCAGAUGCAUCUCAUGGAAAUAAGAAUGAUUUGAAACAUGCAACUGGUGGGUUUAUUAUAAAACUUGCUGGUGGAGUGGUUACAUGGUCUUCCAAGAAAAUUACAAGCGCAGUUUGUCUAUCAUCUACUGAUGCAGAAUACAUUUCUGCUAGCAACACAAGCAGGGAAUUAAUUUGGAUAAAAAAUAUGUUGAAUCACAUGAAAAUAGAUGUAAACGAAGUUAAAUUAUGGAUAGACAAUGAACCUGCCAUUCACGUAGCUAAAAACCCUGUCUUACACUCAAAAAUGAAACAUGUUAACCUUCACUAUCAUUUCAUCAGACACCAAGUAGAGUCUGGUAUUAUUGAAAUUGGUCACAUAAAUACAACUGAACAAAUUGCUGAUAUAAUGACAAAAGUUUUACCAAGACCUGCCUUUAUAAAAGUCCGAGAUUUAUUCAUGAAGAAAAUAGAACAGGAAUUUAGCUUACGGGGGUGUGUUGAAAUAUAA